ACUUCCCGAGCGCUUAGUACAGUGCUCUGCACACGGUAAGCGCUCAAUAAAUACGAUUGAAUGAAUGCAUGGUGCCGGAACACAGUGGAAGCAGUGAAAGCCAUCUGGGAAUAACGGGAAGAGAAUUCUUCGAUUUGAAACGGUGUCCAGCAGGUUAUUGUCGUAAGGACCAUGGCCCCUGGAAUGCCCAUGGCCGGCCCUGUGUGUCUGCUGGAGAACAGGCGGGACAAAAUGGUGCUGAACCCAGAGGCGUUGGAGAUCCUGUCCGGCAUUUCCCAGCCUGUGGUGGUGGUGGCCAUCGUGGGCCUGUAUCGCACUGGGAAAUCCUACCUGAUGAACAAGCUGGUGGGCCGAAACCAAGGAUUCUCUCUGGGCAACACAGUGCAAUCCCAUACCAAAGGCAUCUGGAUGUGGUGUAUCCCUCACCCCCAACAGCCGGGCAAGAUUCUGGUUGUGCUGGAUACCGAGGGGCUGGGGGACGUGGAGAAGGGCGACUCUGCGAAUGACUCCUGGAUCUUUGCCUUGGCGAUUCUGCUGAGCAGCAUGUUUGUGUUCAACAGCAUGGGCACUAUCAAUCAGCAGGCCAUAGAGCAGCUCCACUACGUGUCGGAGCUGACAGAGAAAAUCAGGGUGAAAUCCUCUCCCCGAGAUGAUGGCCUACAGGAUUCAUCAGAUUUUGUGAGCUUCUUCCCGGACUUCGUGUGGGCUGUGCGGGAUUUCAGUCUGCAGCUCGUGAUGGAUGGACACACCAUCACUGAGGAUGAAUACCUGGAGAAUGCCUUAAAAUUCAGACCAGGCAAGCACAGAAAAGUAGAAGAGGCCAACAUGUCUCGGGAGUGCAUCAGACUUUACUUUCGGAAACGUAAGUGCUUCGUGUUUGACCAGCCAACAACCCAGAAAGGCCUCUUGGCUCGCCUUGAGGAGGUGCAGGAGGAUCAGCUCAGUCUGCAGUUUCGGCAACAGGUUCAACGCUUCUGUUCCUACGUCUUCACUGAUGCCAAGACCAAGUGCCUCGGUGAGGGGAUCCCGGUCAGUGGAACCUGGCUGGGAGAGCUGGCCAAGACCUAUGUCGAUGCGAUCGCCCGAGGAGAUAUGCCCUGUCUGGAGAACGCGGUGCUGGUCCUGGCCAAGUUGGAGAACACGGCUGCCGUCCGGAAAGCUACCCUCCACUACGAGCAGCUGAUGAACCGACUGGUGCACCUGCCCACGGAAACCCAGCAGGAGCUGCUGGAUUUGCACGCGGCCUGUGAGAAAGAGGCUCUCCAGAUUUUCAUGCGGCAUUCUUUCAAGGAUGACAAGCGGGACUUCCAGAAAUCUCUUAUGGAAAACUUACAGAGGAUAAAAGAGGAUACCAUGCAGAAGAAUGAGCUGGUGUCUUUUGAACGCUGUAACGAUGAGAUCAAACAUCUCUCAGAACCACUAAAAAAGCACAUAUCUCAGGGGAAGUUCUCUGUGCCUGGAGGGUACAAAUGCUACCUGGAGGAGAAGAAAGCAGUUGUGGAUAAGUAUCAAAAAGUGCCUGGGAAAGGGAUAAAGGCAGAUGAAGUCCUUCAGAACUUUCUAAAGUCAGAGAGCACAAUGGGAGAGGCCAUCUUGCAGGCGGAUGAAGCGCUCUCUGAACAAGAGAAGGCCACAGCAGCUGCGUGUGCCCUGAGGGAAGCUGCCGAAGAGAAACAGAAACUGCUGAAGCAGCAACAGGAGGAAUUAGAGCAAAGAAUUAAAUAUCAGGAACGGACCUACGAGGAAAACAUUAUUCAGUUAAAGAAGAAGCUGGAGGAAGAUAGACGGCAGAUGCUGGAGAGUCAGGAACAAAUUCUCCAACAUAAACUCAAGGCCCAUGAGGCUAUGCUGAAUGAAGGAUUUCGGGAUAAAGCUAAGAAACUGCAAACUGAGAUUGACAAUCUGAAAAAGCAGCAGGAGGAUAAUAAGCAACCUUCUUUUAUCUCAAGUGCCCUGGACGUGCUUGGUACCGUCAUGACAAUUGUGCUGCCUGGUGUGGGUAAACUGGCUGGUCUCGGUUUAAGUCUCAUCAGCCGUCGGUUCAAAUAGUCGAAGGCCUUGGCAUUCCAGGCCUUAGGCCAAGCAGUUCAGCUUGGGGGGAAGUUAUGAGGGUUUUU
Messenger RNA from Tachyglossus aculeatus (Australian echidna), 2117 nucleotides. Its product is annotated as guanylate-binding protein 4-like. The record is from RefSeq and is a predicted model, not a curated record. Bases 172 to 2049 code for a protein of 625 amino acids. Lineage: Eukaryota; Metazoa; Chordata; Mammalia; Monotremata; Tachyglossidae. Gene Ontology annotation, molecular function: GTPase activity; GTP binding. Gene Ontology annotation, biological process: defense response to Gram-positive bacterium; defense response to protozoan. The transcript has 11 exons.